Sebastes umbrosus (honeycomb rockfish) is the source of this 2434-nucleotide messenger RNA. It is a transcript of the gene fkrp, whose product is annotated as fukutin related protein. The record is from RefSeq and is a predicted model, not a curated record. Bases 536 to 2134 code for a protein of 532 amino acids. Gene Ontology annotation, cellular component: Golgi apparatus. Gene Ontology annotation, biological process: protein O-linked glycosylation via mannose. The transcript is spliced from 2 exons. NCBI's taxonomy places the organism in Eukaryota, Metazoa, Chordata, Actinopteri, Perciformes, Sebastidae.
CUUUCAGUUGUUGCUGCUAGGCAACAACAGACGGCAAGCGUGCUAGCUUUAAUGGUAAAUCCGUGCAGUUGGGUUUCACGGUGUAAAAGCUUGAGUUAAACCUACAUAGUGAUGAAAUAUCCUGAUGUUAUUUGUGUGCACUCAGUUGCGGAUUUCUUCUUAAAAUGUCGGAGACUCGAUUUCAACCACAACCGCACAAAUAUGAGCCAAAAGAUGCAGAAUAAUGUCUGUGUUUGCGGCUACCGAUGCAGCCUCCUGUGCUGCUGUACCAGAGCUGGCUGAGAUGGACCACCAUGUAAACCACAUAUAGUUCAACAGGGUUAAUGGGCUUAACGCUGCUAAUGCUGCUGAUAACAUGGCUAAUGCGUGGUGUGAUGGGCUGCAGAGGAUUCCCUUGUAAAGAAUAUAAUAGAUCCAAUUUAAGGAUGUCUUCAACUCUCAUCCGCCACUAAUGGGGACCUAAGAGACCCACCACUGGAUUUCUUAAUUGAAACUUCUUCUCCUUAGAGAAACUGGAAAGUAAACAUCAGCUGCCAUGCGUAUCAGUCUCUGCCAGGGCCUGUUAACCGGCGCCAUCGUCCUCAACCUCCUCAUUCUCUACUAUGUGUCCCGGGCCCAGCAGCAAAUGAUGGACAAGAGGAAGGAGCUUGGCAGGGGCACGAGGAGGGCUGCCCUACCUGCCUCCGGUCUGGGGGGAGGACUGGGGAUACUGGUAGGAGCUGGAGGUGAGCCGGGAGUGGUUGGAGGUGAGGGACACAGCCGUGGCCCACGUGUGACUGUUCUUCUCAGGGAGUUUGAAAACUUUGAGAAUUAUGUUGGGGAUGUAGCUAAUUCCUUCCUCCGCCAGAGACCUGAGCUUCCCUUCCUGGCUGUGGCUGACACGUCUCCGUACCCUCCCCUGGUGCUUCCGGAGGGGGCGCGCCUUCUAGUCCUCACCCCUAGUCCCGACCAGCCGCCGCAAGCUCACAGGCCGGAGUUCCACGUCCAGACGGAGUUUGUGCUGCUGGUGCCGGACGGGGUGGAGUUGGAACAACCCCGUGCUAUCGAGAGGCUGAUCAGGGAGUUGGAAGGUGAGGGCGGGGGGCCUGUGAGGCUGGUAGCUGCGCCCGUGCUGGCUCGAUCUGCCGUGCAGUGUCUCCACCUGCGGGUGAACCUCAGAGAGUGGACAGCCACCUACUCGCCGGCCGCGUCUGGGAGCAGCGGGAGCGUGUGUACAGCUUUACAAGGAGAUGCAGUCGUCCUCAUUCGCACUGAGGAUCUCUUUAACCUCUCCGUCCCUCUGGGGCGGCCCCUCUUCUCCUCGCUCUUCGUCCAGACUGCCUUGAGAGGCUGGAAGGUCAAGCUGCUGGAGGGCCCUUGUUUCUCCGCAGCUCACCGGCCCCUCUUCGGCUCCGCUCACAGCCAGUGGAAGGCCGACACUCGACUGAAGGAGGCCACUGGGAAGCUCAUGAGGAGCUUUGGUAUGAAGCGUCUCCUGCUGCCCGAUGGGAAGGAUCAGUGGUACGGCUGCAGCAAAGAGACACCUCGCUGCUUUGGCACCGUGCAGGAUGACACUCCAGACUACCUUUAUCUGGAUCGCUGGACACCUCCCUGCUGUCUGCGUGCUCUCAGGGAAACCACCAAGUAUGUCAUCAAUAUCCUGGAGACCUCAGGUGUGCGCUACUGGCUGGAGGGUGGGACUCUGCUGGGCGCCGUCCGCCAUCAGGACAUCAUCCCAUGGGAUUAUGAUGUGGACCUGGGCAUCUACCUGGAGGACGUACCCAACUGCGAUCACCUGAAGAAUCUGGACUCAGGCUCUCUUGUGGAUGCUAACGGCUACGUCUGGGAGCGGGCAGUGGAAGGAGACUUCUACAGGGUCCAGUACAGCGAGGCCAAUCACCUGCAUGUCGACCUGUGGCCGUUCUAUCCACGCAAUGGCGUCAUGACGAAAGACACAUGGACGGAGCACAAACAAGACGUGGAGUUCCCGGAGCACUUCCUGCAGCCGCUGGUACCCAUGUCCUUUGCCGGCAUCAGCGCCUACAGCCCCAACAACCACCGAGGCUUCUUGGAGCUCAAGUUUGGGGAGGGAGUCAUUGAGAACCCCCAGUAUCCCAACCCCGCAAAAAAGAGGCUGGACAGAAGCAAAUUAUGAGAGAUGAUAAAACACCUCAACUUAUUUUUAUUUAUUUAUUUUUUAAAACAGUCUAAAAGAUGAUGCCUGAACAUUAAAUAUGGUGCCAAAAUGACUGCAUUUGCUGUCAAUUUUACCACAGCUAUAUCACCAGUAUAAUCUCAUGCCUGGUCAAAUUUUCUCUAUUAUCAGUGUUUGGAUUUAAAGGGGACCUAUUAUGCUUUUGUGUUUUUUCCCCUUUAGUCUAUUAUAUGUUUUUUAUGUGAAAGUAAAAGUUCUGCAAAGUUACAAAGCCCAAAGUCCACGCCAAAGGGAGUUACU